This is a messenger RNA of Linum trigynum, 4092 nucleotides long. The record is from the annotation of a GenBank genome assembly. NCBI's taxonomy places the organism in Eukaryota, Viridiplantae, Streptophyta, Magnoliopsida, Malpighiales, Linaceae.
CCAAGAGGCAAGAGCUUAAUAAUAAUAAGCCGUUGAUUUAUGCUCAAUGCAUAAUUAGAAAAGGACUCGUUGACUUUGUUCGCGGUUUCCUACCAAAACGCUGGCGUAUACGAGGAAUGUUGUUAGGACUUAAGGACGGGAAGCAAAAGUCAAUCAAACGUUCAACGACCUAGCUAAGUCGCUCCUCCUUCCUCCUUCAUACUUCCCAAUUCCAUUUCCUUCCUUAUUCUCCGCCACGAAGCGCCAGCUUUGGUAAAGGAUAGAGAUAGCUUGUAAACGAAGGUUUUUUCCUCUUCUGAAAUAACAUCGGAGAAAGACAGGGAAGGAAAGCCGUUUCCAUUACUUUCCACAGGCGCACAAACUCUGAUGCAAAAGAGCUAAAGAUUCCCCCUUCUCCUUUUCCCCUUUUCAAAAAAGUAGGCCAUCCUCUCUCUCUCUCUCUCUCUCUCUCUCUCUCUGCUGAGUCGGAGCAACUGAGCUUCAGCUGGGAAGACUGAGAAUUUCGAAUGCUGAUUGCCGAAUUGGUCGCUGAUUCGCGGAGCUGGAGCAUGGGGAGUAGCAGUGUUGAGGCGGAAUCAGGCUUCGAUGUGGAGGAGACCAUCUUCGUCGCCGUGGGGAGGAACGUCGAGGAAAGCAAGACGGCGCUGCUCUGGGCGGUCCGCAACUUCUCGGGGAUGAAGAUUUGCCUCCUCCACGUCCACCAGCCUGCUUCAAAUGUCGUCGUUCCGUUCAAAGACAGGCUCCUUGCUGCCAACAAAGCGAAGAAAGUUGCUGCCGAGGGAUUUGAAGAGUUGGAGAGGAGAAAGGUGGCUGAUAUUUUGACUCAGUACUUCCUCAUUCUUGGGCAAGAAGGGGUUAAACCUUAUGAAGUGUGGAUUGAGGCGAUGAGCAUCGAGGAGGGGAUUGUCGAGAUUGUUGAUCGGUACUAUGUGAAGUGGCUGGUCAUGGGUGCAGCAGCUGAUAAGCACUACUCAAAGAAAUUAGCAGAGAUUAAGUCCAAGAAAGCAGCAUUUGUAUGGCAACAUGCAGCUAUGUCUUGCCAUAUCUGGUUUCUUUGCAAUGGUCGCCUUAUCUACACUAGGGAAGGUAGAGAUGACAUAUGUGAAUCGGAAAUUGAUGAUCUCCCGUUGCUCCUGACUUAUUCAGAUUCAGUAUCUGAGAAACCAGAGGAUUUGCAAUCAGGUUUUGCUGCAUUUGAUGUUUCUCCAGAUGCAGUUGACAAUGCUGAUGGAUUUGAAGCUUUGUUGACGAAGUUCGAUAAUGAUAGUAGCUUGGACGCCAGAGAAUCCAUUGAAACAGCGAUGCCACUGCUUGAACAUAAGGCCGUGGAAGUGAAGGAGCAAACAGAUGCAUCGAGUACGAGUAGCUUGGAAGGAUCUGCUGUGGAUGCUAGCGAUCUAAGCAAAAAGGCGUUUGAAGAGGUAGUUAAGCGAUGGAAAGAGGAAGAGAAUGCUAUAGAAGCAAAAUGCAAGGCUAAAGCACUAGAAAGCUUGUGCAUCAAAGAGAUUAGCCUGAGAAAAGAGAUGGAGGAAGUUUUGGCUAGAGAGAGGGACUCGGUAGAAAGGAUGGGGAACCAACAUGAUGAACUCUACCAAGAACUAAAGCAGGUCAAGGAGCAGAAGGCUGUACUCGAAAAGCAGAUUGGGGAUGCAAAUCGUGUGGUACAGGAACUGGAGGAGAAGAUCGUUGCAGCCGUUGAACUUCUGAUUAGUUUCAGGAGACAGAGGGAUGAUGCCAAGGUGGAAUGUGAAAAUGCUGUGAGGGAAGUGAAAAGGCUACAAGAGUUGGGGAAACUUGGCGCUACAAGCUUUCACGGGUCAGAAAUUCUUGAAUUCUCUUUUGAGGAGAUCAUAGAGGCAACUAGUGAAUUUGAUCCAGCUAGGAAGAUUCAAGAAGGAAGAUAUGGAACUAUAUACAAAGGUCUCCUUCGCCAUCUCCUUGUAACCAUAAAGAUGUUACCCUCCUAUGGCUCUCAACUCGAAUUUCAGAACGGGGUGAAGAUUUUGAGCAAGGUGAGGCAUCCAAAUCUGGUAACAAUGAUUGGAAUUUGCCCAGAAGCCAGAUCUCUUGUCCUUGAGUAUGCUAAAAACGGAAGCCUGGAAGAUCGUCUUGCCUGUAAAGGUAAAUCGCGCCCACUUACUUGGCAGACUCGGUUGAGAAUUGCUUCUGAGAUAUGCUCUGCUCUCAUCUUCAUUCACUCCAACAAGCCAUGUGUCAUCCAUGGAAACUUAAAACCGUCUAAAGUCCUCCUUGAUUCAAACCUCGUCUGCAAGUUAUAUGAUUUCGGCAUGUCUCACUUGAUCCCACAAGGCAAAACUGGUAAUCUCACUCCGGAGUCGGAUGUCGACUCUUUUGGGAUCAUUCUUCUCCUUCUGCUUACUGCUAGACCGGUUUCGGGAAUAUUGAAAGAUGUGAAAUGUGCAUUAGAGAACAAUAAGUUGGAAGCCGUUCUGGAUCACAGUGCUGGGAAAUGGCCAGAUGAACUGGCCAAACUGCUGGCUAACAUGGCGUUGAAAUGCUGCAACGGCGACAGAUUGAUCCGGGCGGACCUUUUGUCAGAAAUCUAUCCUGUUUUGGAUCAGAUGCUAGUGCUACCUUCUUCAACUGAUUCACAGCCACCAUCAUCAUGCUUGGAUGCCAAGGAACCUCGCCGAGUUCCAUCCCAUUUUGUAUGCCCCAUUUUCCAGGAAGUGAUGAAGGAUCCGCAGAUAGCUGCAGAUGGUUUCACGUACGAAGGCGACGCGAUUAAAGGCUGGCUGAAGAGUGGGCACAACACUUCACCCAUGACUAAUCUGAAGAUGGAACACUGUGAUCUGCUGCCUAAUCAUGCUCUGUAUCAGGCAAUUCAAGAGUGGCGCGAACAACAAUGGUGAACUGAAACCCAACUUAAGCAACUCAUGUCAUAUGUAUAUCCUUUUACUUUGCAUCUUGUUUGUACAUAGCUUUUCACAAUAUAUUGUGAGUAUAUAUAGUACAAUCGAAUUUCAAAUUUAAUUUUUACAAAAAGAAUUAACUUUAAUUGCUAAUAUUUGUUUAAUAUGAUAACGUUGGCUGAAAUGUCAAAUACAAUAUACAAUGUAUUUAAAAAAAAAAUUGUCAUUAUCGUCAGAUAAAAUUUUGAAAUCAUAUUUUACAAGUUUCAACAUUUUUUCCAAUAAAAAGUCAGAUACCUACAAUCUCUUAAUUCGUAUUAGUUUUUAAAUGUUUUUUAGAAAUACCCAUGACAUUAAAAUGGAUCCAGUAACUAAGACAUGGAUCGUACACAGAUAGGAUAUGCACCAAAAUACAAGUUAUAGUCCUUAUUGGCCAAGAAAUCAGUUGUGCUAUUACAGUUCAAAACUAUAUAUCAGUCCAACUAGUUCCAUUCAGAAUUCCGUUAAACACAACAAUCUGCUAGAAACCUAAUCGAUGUGACAGCUAGGGAUGACAAUGGUUAGGUUUAGGUUGGGUUUUGCCAAACCCAAAUUCAUAGGUUUAUCCUUUACAAAAACCAGGGUAAAAUUCAAUGGGUUUGGAAAACUCAAACCCACCCCGUUGGGUAUCGGCGGGUUCAUGGAUACCCAGUGGUUUUUGUGGUUAAAUAUAACAAGUUCCUAUCAAAACAAAAGUCAAACAUCUAUAUCUCCAUACAAAUUAUCCAUACAAAAAAAUAAAAAACAAGUCUAGAAAAUUCAAACAAAUCACAAAUUAUCCACUCAAAAUGUAAAUUAGAUUGUGAGAAAUUAGAAUUAUGGUAGAAUUUGAAGAGAGUAGGCGACGGAAUAAGUAUGAGUGAGUAUCCAAGGGUCGAGUAUCCCUAAACCCAAAUCCAACCCAAUCCAGUGAAAGUAUAACGAGUUUAAACUCGAACUCGAUCCAAAACUCCUCAACAAGAGUUUUACCCGUAUUAACCGGAUUGAAUCGGAUAGAGUACCCGUGAGUUCGGGUUUUGUUGCCAUCCCUGAACUAGACUGAUCGCUUCCGGUAACUCGAAACUUUAGAGAAACCAUAAUGGCAGGCCCGCGUGCGUGCGGUGGCGCCAUAAACCUCGGCCCAAUGACAAUUCUUGGGUAGGCAGGUCUACCAAGGGCCCAAUACAGGGCGUCCACGUUA